Messenger RNA from Penicillium olsonii, 1428 nucleotides. NCBI's taxonomy places the organism in Eukaryota, Fungi, Ascomycota, Eurotiomycetes, Eurotiales, Aspergillaceae. The record is from the annotation of a GenBank genome assembly.
AUGCGCAAGGACCAAAAGACUUCCAAGGAUACAAUGACCAAUAACGACGCAUCAGAAAAGCCGAGGCUCAUCAUAGCAUCAAAUCGCCUGCCACUCUCGAUCACGGAGAACGAUGGCAAGUACCAAGCAACAGCGUCCAGUGGUGGUCUAGUGAGUGCGUUGCGGGGAAUCGGUGCUGCUAGUUACUUGUGGCUAGGAUGGCCCGGCAUGGAAAUCAAGGAAGAGGACAGAGACCCGGUGAACAUUGCUUUGGCAAAAGAAAAUGCUGCAGCGGUAUAUCUUGAUGAUCAGUUGGCACAAAACCACUAUAAUGGAUUUUCCAACGCCAUUCUUUGGCCAAUUCUUCACUACCAAUCUGGUGUCAUUAUGAACCCGAAAGCAUGGGAGGCAUAUCAAAUCGUGAAUGAGAUAUUUGCUGAUAGAAUCAGCGAAGAGGCGACAGAGGGUGAUCUAAUUUGGGUCCAUGAUUAUCAUCUUUUGCUUCUGCCGUCGCUCCUACGAUCUCGCCUUCAGGCCAAGAAAAAGAAGUGUCCGAUAGGUUUCUUCCUUCACACACCCUUUCCGGUAGAUGAUUUCUGGAGAGGUCUUCCUGUUCAAGAAGACUUGCUUCGUGGUAUACUUGGGAGCGAUAUCAUUGGGUUUCACACGGAUGAGUACAUGAAGAAUUUUGAAGGCGCAUGCGAAAUUUUGUUGGGUACUGGUACUGGCGCAGCGGAGCAUCACGUCAGUCACGAAGACCGCACCAUUAAACUCGGCAGAUAUGCUGUGGGGAUUGAUCAUACAAGAUUCACAGAUGCACUUGAUGAUCCAGCCAUCCAGUCAAGAAUACAAGAGCUCGGGGCCUUGUACAAAGGAAAAGCAGUCAUCAUUGGUGUGGAUCGCAUGGACUAUACAAAAGGAUUACCAGAGAAGCUUAGGGGAUUCCAGGCCUUUCUCGACGAACAUUCAGAAUGGAGUGAGAAGGUCGUACUGAUUCAGAUCGCCAUCCCAAGUCGCGAGGAGGUCAAAGAAUACAAGGAGCUGGAGGAAGAGGUCAGCAAGCUUGCAGGCCAGAUUAUUGGAAAGCAUGCCACGCCUCACUCAACGCCUUUGCUCUAUAUUCACCGUUCGGUGUCUUUUGCAGAGCUAGUCGCUCUAUAUUCGAUCUCCGACGCAUGUCUUCUCGCGUCACGUCGAGAUGGUAUGAACCUCGUGGCAUCAGAGUACGCUGCCUGUCAGCAGGAUCGUCAUGGCGUACUGGUGCUCUCUGAAUUCACUGGUGCUGCAAGCUUCCUGAAGCACGGCAGUAUUUUGUUCAACCCGGCCAGUGCGAGUGGAGUCUCCAAUGCGAUUCAUCAAGCCCUCACGAUGGGGAGAGAAGAGAGGAAGGCGAAAUAUGAAGAGCUUCGUGACUUUAUCACAUCCCAUACAAGGUGCGUUUCAUAUUGA